AUGGCUGUGGAGAGGGAUGUAAAGGAGUUCAGAUUUCAACAACUGUGUAAGGUGAAGAUUUCUGACAAAUGGCCUGAACAGACGACUGGCAGAGGACAGUUGUUAACGUGUUCCAGUAAAUAUGGCCUCACAUUUGUCGGGGGCCCAAGUGGGUUCACAGUCCUGAAAACGGCAGAUAUUUCCCACAAAGAUGGUCAGCACCCCAAAGACAAGAGCACAGUGGUGAUAACUGACUGCCCUGUCUGGAUGAAUGUGAACACUGCGCAGCCACCCAUCUCUCUCGCCCUCAGUUCCGACGAUCAGAUCUUACUACUUGUUAUGAUCAGCAAUGACAACCUCGUCGCAUUCUUCUACACCAUUGACAGCUUCACUCAACAGGGUUCAGCUCCUGUGGUGAGAACCAGUUAUCAGAUUGACAAUCAAGGGCUCCGCCUCCUGGACUCUGCCUGGAACCCAGCCCUGCCCCACCUACUGGCGCUCUGUCUGUCCGAUGGCAGUCUAGCCCUUCUCAGUGUUACGGACAAGGUGGUGGUCAUGGCCAGACUUCCUCCAUCCACCCAGGCUACCUGCUUGUGUUGGAGUCCAAAAGGGAAGCAACUAGUGGUUGGCAAAUUGGAUGGAACAUUCAGUCAGUAUGAUCAAACCCUGACAGAAAAAAAGAGAGGACCAUACCCCAACUGUCUGGAGCCCCAAAGGUUUAAAAUGAUUGACAUCCUGUGGGAGUCGACUUACAUGUUCAUAGGAACGUUUUUAUCAUUGGACUCUGAGAGCAGUGAGCAGCCCUGUGCUGUCCUCAUCAAUACCCCGAAAGACGGAGCAGCAUCUUUUGUCAACCUGGAGGAUCUGUGCUAUGGGGCCGGAGAGGAUAUUCCCCGCAAAUUCUUCAAAACCAUCAUUGCCAAAUGGGAAAUAAUAUUGUUUGCAUCAGCCAGUUCUUCUUCCAUAGCUGUUAUAGGAAGAAAUCUGGAAAAUAAGACAGUGUGGGAGAAAUGGAACCUGGAUGACAAUGGGAGGGCAGAGCUACCCCUGGAUGAGGAGUACGCAGAUACGUUCCCCGUGGGCAUGGCAGUGGACUACAGCUCGCAGACUACACUCACAUUGGAUGAUAAAUCGUCUUAUCCGCCUUGUCCCAUGCUGCUCCUGCUUUCAUCAGACGGAGUUCUCGUCCCAUUUUAUAUGAUGUACACAAUCGCCAGCGCAGCCUGUCUCACUGUACCACCUGAACCUCUGCCAGGGCCAACAACUCCAGCUCAAGGCAGUGUGGCAGGAAUUGGAACUGCAGAACUUCGUUUUGAUGGAGGGUCUUCACAAAGUUCAUCUACAGCCAGAAUGCCUCAGCAGUCAGAACCCCCAAUCUCUACAGCCACUACUCAAAAGUCAAGCCUUUUCAAACCAGCCAGUUCUACCCCGGCCACCUAUAACCCAUCCAAUCAGCCAGCAGGUUCUGCUCUAGCCAAUCCAGUGCCAUCUUUCUCUUUUGGGCCUUCCUUUUCAUUUGGAACAAACCAGCCAACGGGAAGCAUUACUUUUGGUCAGUCUGGACCUAGCAUGGCUUUUACUGGAGUCACUCAAGGUAUCAAGAUUUUGUCAUUUGGAAGAAGUCACUGUAUUCAGAGGUCCAUAGAAGUCAUUCUCACACAUUGUACAUGCACUGAGCUCAAAUCUGAAUGA
Messenger RNA from Liolophura sinensis, 1671 nucleotides. RefSeq names its product nuclear pore complex protein Nup214-like. The transcript has 11 exons. NCBI's taxonomy places the organism in Eukaryota, Metazoa, Mollusca, Polyplacophora, Chitonida, Chitonidae. The record is from RefSeq and is a predicted model, not a curated record. Gene Ontology annotation, molecular function: structural constituent of nuclear pore; protein binding. Gene Ontology annotation, cellular component: nuclear pore. Bases 1 to 1671 code for a protein of 556 amino acids. Gene Ontology annotation, biological process: RNA export from nucleus; protein import into nucleus.